Belonocnema kinseyi is the source of this 3822-nucleotide messenger RNA. RefSeq lists its product as uncharacterized. Gene Ontology annotation, biological process: carbohydrate metabolic process. NCBI's taxonomy places the organism in Eukaryota, Metazoa, Arthropoda, Insecta, Hymenoptera, Cynipidae. The coding region runs from base 1 to 2535 and encodes 844 amino acids. The record is from RefSeq and is a predicted model, not a curated record. The transcript is spliced from 15 exons. Gene Ontology annotation, molecular function: hydrolase activity, acting on carbon-nitrogen (but not peptide) bonds.
AUGACGUUUGUAAUCGCUGCGAAAGUUUUCAGUGGCAACGGCACGAACGCGCUCGAUUCGGUAAAGGGUGUCGAACGUUAUAAUCUCUGUGACUAUAUAAAAAUUGAAAAUCCGUCGACCACGCCUUGGUCACCGCAUGUGCGAUCGGGUUCGAUAAACCCGAGGCAAUUUAAAGAGAAAUGUGGGUUCUAUUUUGCUAAAUUAUGGAUUUAUGGGCCGAUAAAUCAUAAGCAGAUAUUGGAAAAAUUAGAAACGUAUAUCACUGCCUUUCAACAAGCAGUAUCGAUAUUUGAGGUUCGCAGACUAACUAGGUUUGUUCUUUGCAGCCACGAGCUCCAGACCUGCGAUUGGCCACGUAACGUAGGAUGUCCCGAGUCCAAUUUACCAAAAGACGAUAAUGAAGAUCCACUUCUGGAAAGGGCUGCCAAGGCCGAGUCGAUCCAGCAACAACAACAGCAGCGACCAACUCAAAGGCAGCAACAAAAUUCAGUAACGGUUUCAUCGCCACCUUCCUCGACGAUUCCAGAAAGGCAAUUUAGACAGAGGCAACACCAGAGAACUUAUCAUGAUGAGGAAUAUGAACCUGCAUCUGAAAUUGAGAGUGAUAGACAGCAGAGGGUCUAUAGAGGUCAACCUUCCACGAUCGGUCAAGUUCAACGCGAUCGUGAUGGUCUCAGGCGAAAUAUCAUCAGCGAACGAGAGAAAGAUAGCAUUGUAAACUCCAGAGGUCAAACGGAGAGUCACUAUAGGAGUGCUCCAUCUGAAUCUCCAAGAGUGGCAAAAACGACAGCUUCGACAGCCGCUCCAGUUCCAGCUCCUUUCUCGAAAAGCUACUACAAUGAUCCUGACCAAAGCUAUCCUUUUUACACAAUUUACGACGAUGAUGUUUCCAUUUACAAGGAUGAUGAUUACAAUCAGUACACGGUUAACCACACAAUGCCGGUACAACACCAGAGCGUGAGGAUAACCGACGUGUCGUCGAACUCGAAGCAGUAUCAUCAGAAGCCGAAGAAGGUCACCGUGAACGAAGCUGACAAGUACAACCUGAAUCAAGACGUCACAGUCCAGGAUUACGACAUUUACGACAAUCAGGCUCACCUCAAUAAAAACAAGUUCCGAAUCACUGACAACCAACAGUCUAUCAGGACUAACGUUCUUAGCCAUCCGGUUCACAUAACAACGCCCAACUCAAUUGUGGACUCUUACAUUUCCUUGACCACUACGACUCAACCAACCCCAACCACCGUUCGACAAUAUUCCGCCAGUGCUCCCAGCCGGGGUCGACCACAAGUAAACCGCGGUACAGCGCCACCACGCUCUCGACCAACAUUGAAGCCCUCUACAGAAAUCGUAUCAAAAGCCCAGGAAUUCAUUGAUAUCUACAGAUACCCACCAGUAAGGCCAGCACCCAUUUACCCAACUCCUCAAGUCGACAAGCCUGCCGCCCGAUGCAGGAAGGACGUUUGCUUGAUUCCGGAUUGUGCCUGUGGUGGAGCCGAUAUCCCAGAUGGCAUUCCGGCGAAAGAGACGCCGCAGAUUGUACUUAUAACUUUCGACGACGCUGUAAACGAUCUUAAUAAGCAAUUGUACAUCGAUCUAUUUGAGAAAGGCCGAAAAAAUCCUAACGGUUGCCCGAUUUCGGCCACAUUCUACGUUUCACACGAGUGGACCGAUUAUAGCCAAGUGCAAAAUCUUUACGCUGAUGGCCACGAGUUGGCGUCCCACACAGUCUCGCACAGUUUUGGAGAACAAUUUUCACAUAGGAAAUGGGCCAGAGAAGUUGCUGGUCAGCGAGAAAUUUUGGCAGCAUAUGGAGGAGUCAAACUAGAAGAUGUACGAGGAAUGAGAGCGCCUUUCCUUUCGGUUGGUGGCAACAACAUGUUCAAGAUGCUUUGGGACACAAAUUUUACUUACGACUCAUCAAUGCCAAUCUACGAGAAUCGACCACCCAGUUGGCCCUACACUUUGGAUUACAAACUUUUCCACGACUGUAUGAUCCCACCCUGUCCAACAAGGUCGUAUCCAGGAUUAUGGGAAGUUCCCAUGGUAAUGUGGCAGGAUCUUAACGGUGGUAGGUGUUCGAUGGGAGACGCAUGCAGUAAUCCCCCUACCUCUGACGGCGUCUACAAGAUGCUCAUAAAGAACUUCGAGAGGCACUACACGACCAACAGAGCACCAUUCGGGCUUUUCUACCACGCAGCUUGGUUCACUCAACCCCAUCACAAAGAAGGUUUCAUCUCCUUCCUUGACACGAUCGUCGCGAUGGAUGAUGUGUGGGUUGUAACGAAUUGGCAAGCCCUUCAAUGGGUUAGAAAUCCGACCCCUCUUGGUCUUCUCGACAACUUUGAGCCUUUCGGUUGCAACUAUCAGGACAGGCCAAAGAAGUGCAAUAAUGCUAAGGUCUGCAACCUGUGGCACAAGAGUGGAGUUCGGUACAUGAAGACGUGUCAACCCUGUCCGGAUAUUUAUCCCUGGACGGGCAAAACCGGAAUUCGCAGCAGCCGUAUAGACAACGAGAUUGACACUCACGAAUGAGGAAAGAAUAAGGGAAAAUGAGAAAAUGAGAAAAAGAGAGAAAAAGCGAGAGAGAUGACCAAUGAGACCCACCAAUAAACUGAAUCAACGUUCGAAAAAUUCGCGAACGAAUCUCUUUCUCAGGAGCUUCCGCCCUCGAGUAUGCCGGAUUUUUAUUAUUUAUCAAUUUAAUUUUAAUUAUUAAUUAUAAAUUAAUUAUUAAUAAUUAUGAGAAAUGGUUUCAUUCGAGAAGUCGGUGGUUUUUGGUGGGUCUGAAGGAGAGAUUCACAUGCCAUUAAUCUCAUUACCGUAAUCAUAAUCGUAGUCACGAUCGAUUCCGUCUCCGUGCUUGAGAAACAAAUUAAACGUUCUCCUUCUUUAGAAAUAAAAGUUCAAUGUAUCAACUUCAGUUUUACAAUUUGCAAUUUAAUGAAAGAUUAAAUUUGAAAUAAGAAUCUGUACAAACUGAAAUUGACAAACAGGAGACACUUCAUCGAAGACAUGGUUAACUUUUUAAAAGUGAAAAACUAGGAUAAUUUGUAUCGACUCUACGGAACAUAUCAUAGGAUUACAGUAAGCUUCUCUCGAUAAAGUUUUUUUUUGUUUAAUUUAUUUUAUUUCAAGAAGGAGAUUUUUAUUUGCUGUGUAAAAUAAAAAUAGAGAUGAAUCGAUGUAAGAAAAGUCGGGAAAUUCGACUUUUUCAACCUAAAGUGGAAAGGGAUUAGUUCUGGGACGAAGAAAAUUAAAAGAAAAAAAACUGAUGGAAGGAAAAUGAAUAAAUUUAGAAAAAGUUUCCUGCGACUGUAUAAUAUAAAAUUCUAGAAGAAAUCAGCAGAAGAAAUUAGUUAACGAUAGAUAAUAUAUAUUUUUCUUAAAAAGCUGUCCCAAGAGACUGAUUUAUUUUCCACGGAGAAGAAUACUCUAGAUUCUAUUAGCGAUUGCUAAAGUUUCAAGCGCUCGCAUUCUCGAAAAAAUGUCGCGCUGUAGAAUUCAAAGGCUUUUUCGAAGGACGUAAAUAUUUAUUCGCUUUUUUUAAUGAAUUGUAAGUAUAUGAAAUAUAUGAAGUAUAUAAAGUAUCGUCUCGGCGUACUUAAUAAGAAACUUAGAUCAAUUAUUGAUAUUAAGGGACUAGGCGUUUAAAGUACUAGUAUUGCGGUUCUAAAGGUUUCGUGAUUGUGUGCGAAAAUGAUCGUUCUGAGUCAAUCAAAGACGGCAAAAGUCGCAUCGACGAAGUGCAAGGGGAUCGUUGUUCUCAUCUUUCUGAAUUUGGACGUACAAUGCCUUUAAUAAAUAAAGAUUUCACUAUAA